Messenger RNA from Zingiber officinale, 609 nucleotides. RefSeq names its product LIM domain-containing protein WLIM1-like. NCBI's taxonomy places the organism in Eukaryota, Viridiplantae, Streptophyta, Magnoliopsida, Zingiberales, Zingiberaceae. Gene Ontology annotation, biological process: actin filament bundle assembly. Gene Ontology annotation, cellular component: plasma membrane; actin cytoskeleton. Gene Ontology annotation, molecular function: actin filament binding. The record is from RefSeq and is a predicted model, not a curated record. The transcript is spliced from 5 exons. Bases 1 to 609 code for a protein of 202 amino acids.
AUGGCAUUUCAGGGGACAACCACCAAGUGCACUGCUUGCGACAAGACGGUGUAUUUGGUCGACAAGCUCAUCGCCGAUAAGCGGCCCUACCACAAGGCCUGCUUCCGCUGCCACCACUGCAAUGGCACCUUGAAGUUGGGAAACUUCAAUUCCUUUGAAGGAGUGCUAUAUUGCAAACCCCAUUUUGAUCAGCUGUACAAAACCACAGGCAGCCUGGAGAAAAGCUUCGAAGGGACCCCAAAAAUUGUGAAACCAGAGAAGCCUAUCGACAAUGAGAAUGCAAACAAAAUGUCAAAUGCUUUUGUUGGCACACAAGAAAAGUGUGUUGGAUGCAGCAAGACAGCUUACCCAACUGAAAGGGUCAAGGUUAAUGGAGCGGCAUAUCACAAGAGCUGCUUCAAAUGCUGCCAUGGCGGAUGCGUCAUCAGCCCUUCUAACUACAUUGCCCACGACGGAAAACUCUACUGCAAGCACCACCAUACUCAGCUCAUCAAAGAGAAGGGCAACCUGAGCCAACUCGAGACGGAUAGAGAGGCGAGUUCCGGUGUGGGCGAAGCACCUGAUGAACCUGAGGCAGGUAAAACAGAGGAAACAACUGAUGAGCCAUAG